Messenger RNA from Adineta ricciae, 603 nucleotides. The record is from the annotation of a GenBank genome assembly. NCBI's taxonomy places the organism in Eukaryota, Metazoa, Rotifera, Eurotatoria, Adinetida, Adinetidae.
AUGAAAAUUCAUUCGGUAAUCAUCGAUCCAAGUCAUGUUGUUCAUCGAUGGGUUUGGGAUUUCGAAUUAGUAUUUUUUGACCGAAAAACUCGUUUUAUCGUUGGACAAUGGAUGAAUUAUUGGUGGUGGUUGAGUAUUCCGUUAUGGUUAUUCAUUAUUUCUAAAGUUCCAGAAACAAUCGAUACUCUGUUCAUUGUUCUACGACGACAGCAAUUGAUAUUUUUACAUUGGUUUCACCAUGCAUCCGUGCUGGUUUAUUGUUUCUACAGUUACGGUCAUUUUGCACCAUCGGGUCGUUGGUUUACAUCUAUGAAUCUAUGUGUGCAUACUAUCAUGUACGGAUAUUUUGCUUUGCGUGCUGCGCGUUUUCAAGUUCCUCGGUGGAUUCAACAAUCAAUCACAUUUCUUCAACUUGUUCAAAUGGCCAUUGGUUGUAUCGUGAACAUUGCUGCUUACAAAUAUAAACAAGAAGGUCACCACUGUAUGACAUCAUACAAUAAUAUCUUUGUUUCACUACUACUUUAUCUGGCUUAUUUGUUACUUUUUGCAUACUUUUUCUAUUCAACGUAUGUACGGAAAAACGUAAAGGAGCGUACAGAAUAA